Messenger RNA from Penicillium verhagenii, 1191 nucleotides. RefSeq lists its product as uncharacterized. NCBI's taxonomy places the organism in Eukaryota, Fungi, Ascomycota, Eurotiomycetes, Eurotiales, Aspergillaceae. The coding region runs from base 1 to 1191 and encodes 396 amino acids. The record is from RefSeq and is a predicted model, not a curated record. Gene Ontology annotation, molecular function: protein dimerization activity; O-methyltransferase activity. The transcript has 5 exons.
AUGGAUUAUGUCGAGUUAAAGCAAGUCCACGCGCUUCUUGAAGAGGUCAAAACUUCUGUCAAGCAGUUUGAAGUGGAGAACUCUGAAAUCGCUCGAGUUCAGGCACUUGAAAAGUCCCUGAAGUUGUCAAGAGCUCUUGAACAUCCCAAGGAUGUGAUUCUAAAGCUGUUCCUUUCGCCUACUCAAGCCAUGGUAGUCAAGAUCGCACAUGACCUUGGUCUCUUUGCGAUUCUUGCCAAAUCAGACGAGCCCAUUUCUUACCAGGACCUGGCCAAUCAGAGUGGUGCAAACCCUUUGUUAAUCGAACGAAUUAUGCGUCUCCUUGUUGCCAUGGACUUUGCCCAAGAGCAUGGUACUGGGAAGUAUUCGCCAUCUUUACUCUCCAAGGAGAUGACAGACGAUAAAUCUGGCGGUAUCGUUGACACGCUCUUUGUUGAUAUUGCUCCGGCCGUUCUGAAGACUCCGGACUUCCUCCGCAAGACAAACUAUCAGAAUCCCGAAAACCACUCAGCCGGGCCUAUGCAAUACACGUACGACACCAAUCUCACGACCUUCGAAUGGUUAGCACAAGACGUCGCUGUCCAUGAGCGCUUCCAUUCCUUCGUGGAGCAUGUUCGCGAGAGUCGCCCGUUCUGGGUUGACUGGUAUCCCGUCCAGGAAAGAAUCCUAGACGGCUCCUCCUGUGAAACCGGCGACGCUCUAAUUGUGGAUAUUGCCGCCGGCAGCGGUCGUGACAUGCUGGCAUUCAAGAAGAAGUUCCCCGAUGCAACUGGAAGAAUUAUCGUCGAAGACCUUCCAGCCGUGUUCAACGACGUUACCUACCACGACUUGGGGCUAGAGAAGAUCGGAUAUGAUGCUUUUACUCCGCAGCCAGUUCAGGGGUCUCGUGCCUACUUCCUCAAGUUCCUCUUGCAUGAGUUCUCCGACGAAAAUUGUAUGGAGAUCCUCAAGAACGUUACCAAGGCCAUGAAGAAGGGGCACUCCAAGAUCCUGAUUGAGGAAUAUAUCCUCCCCGAUGAGAACGCGGGUCUGUUCCACUCAAUGGUGGAUAUGAUCUUGAUGGUAUUCGCCCCUGGUACUCUCCGUACGAAGGCUAAAUGGACUGCCAUGCUCGAAUCUGUCGGGCUCACCGUCAACGUCAUCUUCCACCCUGAUGGCGAGGGGCCAUCCAUCAUUGAGGCUGAGCUGUAA